Messenger RNA from Salvelinus fontinalis (brook trout), 4115 nucleotides. Its product is annotated as bone morphogenetic protein 10-like. Gene Ontology annotation, biological process: BMP signaling pathway; SMAD protein signal transduction. NCBI's taxonomy places the organism in Eukaryota, Metazoa, Chordata, Actinopteri, Salmoniformes, Salmonidae. The record is from RefSeq and is a predicted model, not a curated record. The coding region runs from base 120 to 1541 and encodes 473 amino acids. Gene Ontology annotation, cellular component: extracellular region. The transcript has 2 exons. Gene Ontology annotation, molecular function: cytokine activity; growth factor activity.
CAAACUGCCGUUGGAUAGGGUGGAACUGUUCCGCAGGUAUCCUCUGCUGAGGAUCCUAUUCUAUUUCCAUACUUGAUACUCAUCCUUUGGACCUGAACCUGCCUUUGACUCAGGCAGUCAUGGUUACUCCAGUGUUCUCCAUACUGGGCUACAUCUACUCUCUGAGCCUCCUGCCUCUGCUGCUGCCUGGUUCGAGCCAGGGCAGUCCCAUCAUGUCACCUGAGGAGUUUCGAAGGGGCCCUGGGGCUAGAAGUCUGGUGGAUACCUCCAUGUUGGAGCAGAAUGAAGACCUGGACAUGCAGGACUUUCAGGGUCAGUUUCUGUCCACGUUGAACCUCACAGAGCUGGGCCCCCGGCCAAGGCCCCGUGCGGCCCGUAAAGAGCCACCAGAAUACAUGCUGGAACUGUACAACCGCUUUUCCAACGAUCGCACGGCCAUGCCCUCUGCCAACAUAGUGCGUAGUUUCAAGAAUGAAGAUUCCUCCUUCUACAGUGUGACGGUCAGGGGCGUCAGGACACACCCCCUGUUGUUCAACAUCUCCAUCCCCCACCACGAGCACAUCCUCACCGCCGAGCUCCGCCUCUACACCCUGGUUCAGAGGGAUCGCAGAUGCUAUGCCGGCCUUGACCGCAAGGUGACCAUCUACAAGAUCCACGAGGGGGGGCACUGGAGGAAAGAAGAGGGGAGGGACGGAAGAAGGAAUGAGCAGGAGACAGACAAAAUGGAGGAAAUGGAGGAGCUGGCAACCCGGCAAUUCUACGGUAAAGACGAUGCCUGGAUUACCUUCGACCUGACCCAUCAGGUCAACCUUUGGUGGAAGGCAGAGAGCUCCACCCACCGACUGGAGGUCCACAUUGCAAGUCUGGGUUCUGAUGGUGGGAAGACCCCCCAGGUCAGAGAAGAGGAUGGAAGGAAAGAGUUGGUUGAUGUGGAUGUUGACAUGGGCUCAGAUGGUAAACACAUGCCAGUGGUGAUUGUGUUCUCAGAUGAUCAGAACAGAGACCAUCGUGAGGAGGACAAGCGGGAGCUCAACCAGUUUACAGAACAUGAGAAUGACCUGCCGGCUGACCUGGAGCCGAGUCCACAGGCGAAUUGGGGGGACCAGGCUGUGAGCGAUGCUAGGAACACUGAUGGAGAGGAGCUGGACGAGGAGACUCUCAUGCAACUGCACUCCAACCUCAUUUAUGACACGCCUCCCCGAAUCCGCCGCAACACCAAGGGUGACCCCUGUAAGAAAACCCCACUCUAUGUGGAGUUUAAAGACAUUGGCUGGGAUACCUGGGUCAUACAGCCCCUGGGCUAUGAAGCCUACGAGUGCAAUGGUGUAUGCAACUACCCUAUGACCUCUGAGGUCUCGCCUACCAAGCACGCCAUUGUCCAGAGUCGGCUGAGCAGUAAGAUUCCACAGAAGGCGUCACCAGCCUGCUGUGUUCCCACCAAGCUAGAGCCCAUCUCACUCCUUUACGUCGAGGACGGAGGAGUGGUCACCUACAUGCACAAGUACGAGGGCAUGGUGGUGUCAGAAUGCGGCUGUAGAUAGUCAUAGAACUGACUGUAGGUUCAGGAGAGAGGUAUAGAGACUGUGGAUUAACGUAGACUGAGCGGUCAUCAAUUUCACUAUCAAGAAGAAAAUCAGAUCAAAAGUGCCUAUUUGAAAAUAAUACAUUUCUGCAAUCAUUAAGGAUACUUGCUUUGUGAGCUAUUAGCAGACAUACAGUAUAGUGUAAACAGAAUGCAUACAGUAAACCAUAUUAAGGCCAUGAAUAAUUUCUAUAUCUAUAUUUUGCAGCAUCAACUACAUUGUAUGACAAAGAUAAACAGUGAAGGCGUAAAUAGGAAGAUGACAGAGCAAGAGGGUCCUGCCUGUAUGUGCAUUCAAUUAUGUACAUUUGCCAUUUGUAAAAGUACAUUUCUUAUUAUAUUGAUAUUAUAUAAAUGCUAUUUUAGAAUGCCAGCAAUAUAAUUAUUUAAAACAAAAGGAAAAAAAAGUGAAAUGUGAAUAUCAUGCUGUUCUUUGUAGUUUGUGCUGAUACAUUUGACUUUCAUUUUGGCGAUAUUGGUAUGUACCGUCAGAUAUGCACAAAAUGUUAUUGGUUUAAGUAGCUCUUGGUUUAAAUGGUUGGUCCUGUAUGGCUUAGUUGGUAGAGUAUGGUGCUUACCAGGUCAGUAUUGUGGGUUUGAUUCCUGUUUCCACCCAUAUGUAAAAUGUAUGCACGCAUGACUCUUAAGUCGUGUCUGCUAAAUGGCAUAUAUUGUUAUAAUAUAUCAUUAUACAAUGAGUGUACAAAACGUUAAGAACACUCCCUCCACACACACACACACAAAAUGGUACCUAUCCAGCUUCAAUUCGUCAGGGCAUGGACUUUACAAGGGGUCGAAAGCGUUCCACAGGGAUGCUCGCCCAUGUUGACUCCAAUACUUCCCACAGUUGUGUCGAGUUGGCUGAAUGUCCUUUGGGUGGUGGACCAUUCUUGAUACACACGGGAAACUGUUGAAUGUGAAAAACCCAGCAGCGUUGCAGUUCUUCACACAAACCAAUGCGCCUGGCAUCUACUACCAUACCCCGUUCAAAGACACUUAAAUAUUUUGUUGCCCAUCCAGCCUCUGAAUGGCACACAUACACGAUCCACGUCUCAAUUGUCUCAAGGCUUAAAAAUCCUUCAUUAACCUGUCUCCUCCCCUUCAUCUACACUGAUUGAAGUGGAUUUAAUAAGUGUGAUCAAUAAAGGAUCAUAGCUUUCACCUGGAUUCAGCUGGUCAGUCUAUGUCAUGGAAAGAGCAGGUGUUCAUAAUGUUUUGUACACUCAGUGUAUAUUAUAAAUGAAAGAAAAACUAUAACAGAUAACUUGUAUAUCCUACAUGCAAAGACAAAGAGGUGUAUUCUAAAGCAGAGCAGAAUAAAUUGUGUUUGAAGUUUAUUACAAAUGUGAGUGCUUUCAGGGUUGGGUAGGUUUCUUUCUAAAUGUAAUACAUUAAAGUUACUAUCAACCUGUCCAAAAUUGCAGUCAGUAAUGUAAUGUCUAGAUUACCCAAACUCAGUAACAUAAUCUGAUUACUCUUUUAUUACUUUCCCCUUAAGUGGCAUUAGAAGAAGACAAAGAUUAUCCAUCAAACACAUUUGGUGUGUCAUCAGAGGUCUCUGACUUGAGGUCAGACUCACUCAGGUGGAACAAACUUAAACUUGCGUCUUUUUCCAAUUCUGAAUUGAAUAUCAUUGAGAAAACAGAAAGGUGUCUUUUUUUAUUUAACUAGGCAAGUCAGUUAAGAACAAAUUCUUAUUUUCAAUGACAGCCUACUGUAUUGUAAAAAAAAUAUAAUAAUCCGCAAACACCCUUUCUGAAUGUAAAAGUAAUCCAAGAAGUGAUCUAGUUUUUCAAAAGUAUCUGUAAUCAGAUUACAAUAUGUUUGCUUGUAACGUAACUGAUUACGGUUACCAUUUCUUUGUAAUCAGAUUACAUGUAAUCGAUUAUACGCAAUCAGUUACUCCCCAACCCUGUGUGCUUCCAUGAUUGACUAGACAUAGCCUAGUGAAAUGUGUUAGAGAUUACACUUUGUUUGAGGUUCUCCAUUAAAGGCAUGCAGACAAGCCAAGAAUACAAGUGCACUACAGCAGAAGUGAACCUGAAAUUAAUAUUGCUUUGAAUAGAGUGGCAUUGUGCAAAAAGGGCACUGAACAAUGAACUUGCUAUAUGGACAACAUUUCAAGAGUGUUAAGACAGAGAAGAGAAUGUGAAAGCAAAGAAAAACAAUACAAAAGUGUCAUUACUUUUCUUUAUUGCAGAUCACAUUUGUCUCUGUAAUACAUCAAACCUCUCCAAUUGUAGAAAACAGAAGCAGAAAGGUACAGAUAAUGCACAGAGCCAUAGAUUAAGUUUGUUUGCUAAAUGUUAUUUUUCCUGAAUACAUAAUACUGUCCAUGUCCAUAGAACCAAAUGGUUGUUUCAAAUCCAUUCUAUCCACUUAUUUGUGGGGUAAUCUAUUUGCCCCAGUCUGACUCACACUCCCUCCCACCCCACAAUCACACUUCCUUCUAAAGCCACAUGCCACGCGAGCCGCUUUCUCCCCCUCCCCACCUCAAUUUGAUGGUGAUAAAGAGGUGUCAGGGCCUGGAGAC